AUGGUCAAGGACAUCGCCCCCAAGGCUGGUUUGCCGGCCGAUUUCCUGUGGGGAUUUGCCACGGCAGCAUAUCAGAUUGAAGGAGCCACGAAAGCGGACGGCCGGGGCCCUUCAAUAUGGGACACGUUUUGCGAGAAGCCAGAUAAGAUUGCCGACGGCAGCAACGGCGAUGUAGCCUGUGACUCGUACUACCGCACGGCACAGGACAUUGAGCUGCUGCAGAAAACGGGCGCCAAAGCGUAUCGGUUUUCCAUCUCAUGGCCUCGCAUUAUCCCGCUCGGCGGACGCAACGACCCGGUCAACCAGGCGGGGAUUGACCACUAUGUCAAGUUUGUGGACGAUUUACUGGAAGCCGGCAUUGUGCCCUUUGUCACACUGUACCACUGGGACCUCCCCGACGAGCUGGACAAGCGGUACGGCGGGUUCUUGAACAAAGACGAAUUCGUGGCCGACUUCGCCAACUAUGCUCGCGUCGUCUUCGCCGCCUUGGGGUCCCGGGUCAAACACUGGAUCACGUUCAACGAACCGUUCUGCAGUUCCAUUCUGUCGUAUCACAUGGGUGUACAUGCCCCCGGGCGCACGAGUGAUCGCACAAAGAGCCCCGUUGGAGACUCAACCACUGAGCCGUGGAUCGUGGGCCACAGUAUUCUCCUCGCUCAUGCCACGGCGGUUAAGAUCUAUCGCGAGCAGUUUAAGCCGCAAUAUGGUGGGGAGAUUGGAAUUACAUUGAACGGAGACUGGACCGAACCAUGGGACCCGGAAGACGAACAAGACCGCAUCGCGUGCGACCGCAAGAUCGAGUUCGCCAUCUGCUGGUUCGCGGACCCCGUCUACUUCGGCCAUUACCCAGAAUCCAUGGUCAAACAGCUCGGCGACCGACUGCCCAAGUUCACCGAGGAAGAAAGCAAACUGAUGGCCGGGUCCAACGACUUCUACGGCAUGAACCACUACUGCGCCAAUUACAUCCGUCACCACGACACCCCCGCGGACGCGUUCGACUUUUCAGGCAAUGUCGACGUGUUGAUGGAAGACAAGUACGGCAACCCGAUUGGACCCGAAACCCAGAGUUUCUGGCUGAGGCCGCAUGCUCCGGGAUUCCGCAAACUGAUGAAAUGGUUGAGCGACCGCUAUGGCCGGCCCAAGAUCUAUGUGACCGAAAAUGGAACCAGCAUCAAGGGCGAGAACGAUCUUUCAAAGGACGAGAUCCUGCAGGACGAUUUCCGCCUCGACUAUUUCCGCGACUAUGUCCAGGCCAUGGCGGAGGCUGUCGCCGAGGACGGCUGCGAUUGUCGUGGUUAUAUGGCCUGGAGUUUGAUGGAUAAUUUCGAAUGGGCCGAGGGCUACGAAACCCGCUUCGGCGCUACGUACGUCGACUACACGAAUGGGCAGCAGCGGUAUCCCAAGAAGAGCGCCCUUGAGAUGAAGAACAUUUUCGACUCGUAUAUUGGCAAGGUGUAG
Molecule: messenger RNA, 1458 nt
Organism: Exophiala dermatitidis NIH/UT8656
Lineage: Eukaryota; Fungi; Ascomycota; Eurotiomycetes; Chaetothyriales; Herpotrichiellaceae
Product: beta-glucosidase
Exons: 4
Coding region: 1-1458 (485 amino acids)
Biological process (GO): carbohydrate metabolic process
Molecular function (GO): beta-glucosidase activity
Source: RefSeq, a predicted model, not a curated record